AUGGCCUCAACCGUAUCUCCGGAAACCGGUCUUCCAGCCUUGUGGGAAGUUCGGCACUCCCAAUCCAAAAAUCUCCCCUACUACUUCAACACCUCGACCAAAGAAUCCCGUUGGGAGCCGCCCUCCGGCACUGACGCCUCCCUCAUAAAAAACUAUAUGGCCUCUCACCAUUCCUCAUCUCUCUCCAUCCCUCCCCCCAAAUCCGUGGAGGGGCAAAGGUCAGCGGACUCGAAGAUUAGAGCGGCGCAUCUGUUGGUGAAGCAUGAAGGCAGCAGAAGACCGAGUAGCUGGAAGGAGGAGAAAAUCACGAGGAGUAAGAAGGACGCGGUUGAGGUAUUGAGGCGGUACGAGGGAAGGAUCAAGGGUGGGGAGAUUGGGCUAGGCGAUUUGGCCGCGAGUGAGAGUGAUUGUUCGAGUGCGAGGAAGAAGGGCGACUUGAUAGGGAAAGACAAGCGAAUGGUGAAAGAGAUGGAACCGCUGAUGGGGGCUCUCGUCCAUAGGGGGUUCUUCGGGAGAGGCGACAUGCAGAAGGAGUUCGAGGAAGCCGCCUUUACGUUGCAGCCUGGAGAAGUCAGUGGAAUCGUGGAAACGGCAAGUGGGGUGCAUUUGAUUGAAAGGUUAGUGUCCCAAACCCUCUACACUGGGUCGUGGUGCUUAUCUGACCGUGCCUAG
Bacidia gigantensis is the source of this 672-nucleotide messenger RNA. RefSeq lists its product as uncharacterized. Gene Ontology annotation, cellular component: cytosol; nucleus. The transcript has 3 exons. Gene Ontology annotation, molecular function: protein binding; peptidyl-prolyl cis-trans isomerase activity. The coding region runs from base 1 to 672 and encodes 223 amino acids. The record is from RefSeq and is a predicted model, not a curated record. Lineage: Eukaryota; Fungi; Ascomycota; Lecanoromycetes; Lecanorales; Ramalinaceae.